GAGGAGGAGGAGGAGAUCUUCGAUCUAUUUCUGAACAGAGGAGAGGAGCGGCGGCCAUGUUAACCAAGAAACCCUGCGCCUCGGUGCUUCCGACGGCCAAAGGGGGCGAGCUGGUCUGCUCUCCUGGUCUUAUUGGUUCUCAGCGUGGAGAGACAGCAAGUCAGAGUUCCUCCCCCAUCACUCUCCCCCCUCUACGCAGCAACCACAACUUGACGGGAGGUGCAAAAGUGGCCAUGUCAGAACAUCUUCAGGUGUCCGCUCAGACCCAGGGCCAUGAGGACAACACCAACAAACGGACGGUUCUGACGGCUCAACCCAACGGCCUGGCCCCACUCAGCACCCGGCCGGGGCUCCCCCUGCCUGACUGCCAAUCAUCCUCCGAGCCCGCCCACAGUCGCCACAGCAGCAGCGCCUCAAUCAAGUCAACAGACAGCAAACCCAAAACGGUGCCGCUGACCCCGGACCAGGCCAUGAAACAGUUCAUGGCCAAACUGUCGUCGUUUGAACAUCACGAAGUUUUCAGUUAUCCUGAAGUGUAUUUCAUUGGUCCUAAUGCUAAGAAGCGUUCGGGUGUGAUGGGCGGAGUCAACAAUGGUGGCUAUGACGAUGACCAGGGCUCAUACAUCCACGUACCACAUGACCACAUUGCCUACCGCUACGAGGUCCUCAAGGUCAUUGGGAAAGGCAGCUUUGGACAGGUGGUGAAGGCCUUCGACCAUAAGACUCACACUCACAUGGCUUUGAAGAUGGUUCGCAACGAGAAGCGUUUCCACCGCCAAGCAGCUGAGGAGAUCCGCAUCCUGGAACACCUGAGGAAGCAGGACAAGGACUCUACCAUGAAUGUCAUCCACAUGCUGGAGAAUUUCACCUUCCGAAACCACAUCUGCAUGACCUUUGAACUCCUCAGUAUGAACCUCUACGAGCUUAUAAAGAAGAACAAGUUCCAGGGCUUCAGCCUCCCCCUGGUCAGGAAGUUUGCUCACUCCAUCCUGCAGUGUCUGGACUCACUACACAAAAACAGGAUUAUCCACUGUGACCUCAAACCAGAGAACAUCCUGCUGAAGCAGCAGGGCCGCAGCGGCAUCAAGGUAAUAGAUUUUGGAUCCAGUUGUUAUGAACAUCAAAGAGUUUAUACCUACAUCCAAUCCAGGUUUUACCGAGCACCAGAGGUCAUUCUGGGCUCUAGAUACGGGAUGCCUAUUGACAUGUGGUCUCUGGGUUGCAUCCUCGCAGAGCUGCUGACUGGCUACCCACUGUUGCCAGGUGAAGAUGAGGCAGACCAGCUUGCUUGCAUUAUCGAGUUACUGGGCAUGCCCAGUCAGAAGCUUCUGGAUGCAUCCAAGAGAGCCAAGAACUUUGUGUCGUCUAAAGGAUACCCACGAUACUGUACCAUUAGCACCCUACCUGAUGGCUCUGUGGUCCUGAAUAGUGGGCGCUCGCGGCGGGGCAAGGUUCGUGGGCCACCGGCUAGCAAGGACUGGAGCACGGCACUAAAGGGCUGUGAUGAUCCGUUAUUCCUAGACUUCCUUAAGCAGUGCCUGGAGUGGGAUCCAGUGCUCAGGAUGACCCCCAGCCAAGCCUUGCGGCACGCCUGGUUACGCAGACGACUUCCCAAACCACCCAUGGGCACCCCUUUGGCUGAGAAGACCUCCUCCUCUAAAAGGAGCACCACAGAUGGAGCCAUCACCUCCAUCUCCAAGAUACCCCCCUCCUCCUCCACUUCUUCGUCCUCUAAGAGCAGGACUAACCUAGCAGCCAUCACAGACGCUAAUGGGAACAUCCAACCCCGGACAGUUCUGCCCAAGUUGGUUAGCUGAGAGUUGGCUUCCAUUUGUCAUUUAAACACACAGGGGCAUUUAGAGAGUCCAGACUAGCUAGCCCAGAACACAUCUGGAGCUAGCAUUGUUUGGGUGUGUUCAGAAUGCUAACUUCUUUUAAAUUGCCGACUGGUUAGCUCACCUGUUAUGUUGGUGAUUAUAAAUGGCUGAAGAAAAACCAUUUUGUCAUUUGGGUUGCUUUUAGACCCUUCCAGAAUGACCAACAAGUGGUUUGACCUA
Lampris incognitus (smalleye Pacific opah) is the source of this 2057-nucleotide messenger RNA. It is a transcript of the gene dyrk2, whose product is annotated as dual-specificity tyrosine-(Y)-phosphorylation regulated kinase 2. Lineage: Eukaryota; Metazoa; Chordata; Actinopteri; Lampriformes; Lampridae. The coding region runs from base 57 to 1817 and encodes 586 amino acids. Gene Ontology annotation, cellular component: nucleus. The record is from RefSeq and is a predicted model, not a curated record. Gene Ontology annotation, molecular function: protein serine/threonine/tyrosine kinase activity; protein serine/threonine kinase activity; ATP binding. The transcript is spliced from 7 exons. Gene Ontology annotation, biological process: peptidyl-serine phosphorylation; peptidyl-threonine phosphorylation.